Brettanomyces bruxellensis is the source of this 1320-nucleotide messenger RNA. RefSeq lists its product as uncharacterized. NCBI's taxonomy places the organism in Eukaryota, Fungi, Ascomycota, Pichiomycetes, Pichiales, Pichiaceae. Bases 1 to 1320 code for a protein of 439 amino acids. The record is from RefSeq and is a predicted model, not a curated record. The transcript has a single exon. Gene Ontology annotation, molecular function: nucleic acid binding. Gene Ontology annotation, cellular component: nucleus.
AUGUUAAGGAUCUGGGGAAUUUCACAGCCCAUUCAUUUUGUAAAGUUAUUCCGGUUGAAUUGUUUAUUACUAUCCCCGGCAAAUUCACAUUAUAAUAAGGACAUAACUUCUGCUCAUUACCAGUAUCCGAGAUCAUUGAGCAGUAACACCCAUAUUUCCUUGGAAAGCAAGGAAAAUCAAUUCAGUGUUGACGAUUCUGCAGUUUUCAAAUCAACAAUAAAUACGGAAAGUUUACUCGACGUUGUUAGUGUUGAUGAGCUAUCUGUUCCCGGAAAGUCAAUGAGAAAAAUUCAAAAAGGAUCGAAUAAAGCCAAAACGCUUAGGAAUAGAAAGUCAAUAAAUCGAAAAGUUCUAAAAGUCUUGAAAGCAGGAGUAACGCAUAAUCCUGGUGAUAAUAAUUCGCAAAGAGUUUUAGACUCCUCAAAAGCAUCUUCGCAGAAUAUGAACUCUUCUCGAAAAUGUAUUGAUGCCCCUGUGCACCCCGUAGAAGAUGAUAAAGUUCUUACGGCAGAUGAGUCCACUUCUCUUGUUCAAUUAAGAGAAUUCAAUUUGUUGUCAAUCGACAUCGAAAUGUAUGAGAGAAAGACAUCUGAAAUAACAGAAAUUGGAAUAUCCAUAUAUAAUCCACGGUACCAGAAGACCGCUUUAUUUCCCCAUAUUGUUUGUUUCCAUCUCAUUAUUAAGGAAUUUAUUAAGCAUCGUAAUGGUCGUUUUGUCCCAGAUGCCAAGGGGAAUAAUAUAACCGGUGUUUCAACAAUUGUGACCAUGUCAGAAGCAAAAAAAAUGGUGGGAACUUUAUUAAACAAAUUGGGGCCCAAAACAGUAAUUGUUGGACACGGCGUUCAGGGGGAUCUUAGGCUUCUUCGGAAGCAUAAUUUUCCAUUUCCAAAGCCAACUAGAAUCAUAGAUACACAAAAGCUUUGGAAUUAUAUGUAUGUGGGAAAGAAUCAUAAAUCAUCGUUGAGCUAUGUUCUUAAUAAGCUCGGAAUUCCACACUCCUUUCUUCAUAACGGAGCGAACGAUUCAUAUUUCACGUUAAUAGCAAGCUUGAUGUUGUGCUCUCCGGGUCUUAUGUCUAAUAUCAUAACCCGAAAAACCGUUCCGUGUCAAAUCUCAGAUCAUAAAAAGAAAUUGCUCCAAGAAGAAGGAGUCGAAUUACCCAUGGAAACAAUCGUCACUGUCAAAUGUGGAGCUUCAGAAGCUGAUAUAAAGGCUAAAAAGGGACAUGGUCAUGUGGCAAAAUCUAAUUCUUUCUAUCCUUGGCAUGACUAUAAUAAGAAGGAGUUAGAUCAAAGGUUAGAUGAACUUCUGAAAAAUUGA